AUGAAAUCGCUCUGCACUUGCGCCGCAUUUGCGGUCGCGGCCGCUAUAGCGCAGGGGAGCUUCGCAACUGCCUUCAGUCAAAAUGGCAGGGCACUCCGAACUGUGCGAAACUCAAACGCAACUGAUUUAACACCCAUAGGAGGCGAUAAAUACUGCACGGUUACAAUAAACGCAUGGCGGAAGAAAAUUGACUCAGCCGCUAUCGACUAUGCAGCACUCGAUAGUGCAGCUCCUGGCACUGACAUUCAAACUUUUCUCGGCGCAAAUGAGUGCACUGCAUUGAAGUCUGGAGACUUUAACCAUAUCGUAGGUCAACCAGGGCAUGUAACAAGCUUUUAG
This is a messenger RNA of Eimeria necatrix, 339 nucleotides long. RefSeq lists its product as hypothetical. Lineage: Eukaryota; Apicomplexa; Conoidasida; Eucoccidiorida; Eimeriidae. The record is from RefSeq and is a predicted model, not a curated record.